Molecule: messenger RNA, 156 nt
Organism: Tetrahymena thermophila SB210
Lineage: Eukaryota; Ciliophora; Oligohymenophorea; Hymenostomatida; Tetrahymenidae
Exons: 2
Source: RefSeq, a predicted model, not a curated record
AUGAUUUAUUAAUUAAAGACACUAAUAUUUUUUUUAAUUAAUAAAUGCUAUCAACCCAUAAUUUUUAUCAUUCAAAUUAGGAGCAUUAUAAAGAGAUAUCAAAUUAAACAUGAUGUAUAAAACGCAUGGAAAGAGGUUUGUAGUUAACCCUACUGA